This is a messenger RNA of Eriocheir sinensis (Chinese mitten crab), 1642 nucleotides long. Its product is annotated as alanyl-tRNA editing protein Aarsd1-B-like. Gene Ontology annotation, biological process: alanyl-tRNA aminoacylation; regulation of translational fidelity. Bases 289 to 1548 code for a protein of 419 amino acids. Gene Ontology annotation, molecular function: alanine-tRNA ligase activity; Ser-tRNA(Ala) deacylase activity; ATP binding. The transcript is spliced from 10 exons. Lineage: Eukaryota; Metazoa; Arthropoda; Malacostraca; Decapoda; Varunidae. The record is from RefSeq and is a predicted model, not a curated record.
GACAAUCUGGCAGCGAUACAAGAAGAAGUCCUCCCUCCCGCGGGUUUGUUUACCUUGGGAUCUCCAACGGCACCUGUACAGCAAGAGCAAGAGCAAGAACCCGCCCAGUCACCGGCCUAUCCUCUAAAUGCCGGUUAUAGUGCAAAGAUGACAGCUGUAAGGAGGUGAGGGAGCGGCUGCCGGCAAGUGACCAGUGACAAGCACACCCAUUCCCAAGUGUCCGGCAACAAAAUAUAAAAGUAGCUGCGUGAGGAAGGAAGGUUCAGCUGCGUCAGUGCUGUGGUCACAAUGGUGUUCUACUGCCAGCGUCACUGUUAUGAGACCAAGUACACAACGAAGGUGGUGUCCUGUAAGCCGGCCAAGCUUGAUGUAGUGGUGGAUGGGAAGAAGAAAAAGGUGGAAUGUUUUGAGGUUGUCUUUGAGGACACCAUUUUCUUCCCUGAAGGUGGAGGACAGCCUGAUGACCGAGGGCUGGCUGGCGGCGUGGCAGUGCUGCGUGUGGAGCGCCGCAAAGGCGAGGCGGCGCACUACCUGGCGGAGCCCUUAGAGGAAGGUGCGUCUGUCACUCAGGAGGUGGACUGGACGCGCCGCCACGACCACAUGCAGCAACACUCCGCUCAGCACCUUGUGACGGCCGUGGCUGAUGACAUGUACGGAUAUGCCACAACAUCGUGGUACUUGGCCGAGGCAGUCUCCCACAUUGAGCUCAACACGGACAGGAUGACUGAGGAGGAAGUGGCCAAAGUGGAAGAAGUUGCCAACCAAAAGAUCCGUGAAGCCACUCCCGUCAGCAUCAGAGAGUUUGAGGCUUCUGAUCCAAACUUAAAAAAGAUCCGCACCCGAGGGCUGCCGGAGGACGUGGUGGGGCCGGUCCGUGUGGUCAGCAUUGAGGGCGUGGACGCCAACAUGUGCUGCGGCACCCACGUCAGAAAUCUUGCAGAUCUGCAGGCGGUGAAGCUGCUGCGCACGGAGAAGGGCAAGGCUGGCCGCACCCUGCUCUUCUUUGUGGCAGGAAACAGACUUCUGAGGUACUUUGGGGAGUGUGUGAGCCGGGAGCGCCAACUGAACACCCUCCUGCACUCCAGCGCGGCCGAUCACAUCCGACUGGUGGAGAAGAACCAAAAAGACCUCAAAACGGCUCAGAAGUCCAUCAAGGAAGCUCUCAAGGACAUUGCAGUGUUUGAGGCAAAGACCUUUCUGGCCCAAGACCCGAGGCCGCCCGUCUUCUUCCACCACCGCCGGGACGGGGACACCGACUACCUCAACGCCAUCGUCAAUGAGAUGAAUGAUGAGAGCAUCCUGAAGGUGCUCACUGCCGGGGAGGACAAGGGCCGAGGGAACCUGUUGGUGCACGGGCCUCCUGCCCUGGUGGCUCAGCUGGGGCCCAGGAUUUGUGAGCUUCUGGAGGGCCGUGGAGGGGGAAAGACACGCUUUUCAGGGAAGGUAGCACGGCUGGGAAGGCGGAAGGAAGCUGAGAAGUAUGUCAUGAGUGUCCUGAACGGCCCCACCGCCGAGACAGAGGCUGCAGGGGAUGGCCGCUGCGAGUAGCAUACAGGGAAUAGGUAAGAGAUAGUUACCACAUUAAAACGUUGAUUGUUUUUUAUUAAUUUACCAGUCAAAUAAAAAGAUGUUGGAAGGUCUA